CGGAGGGUCCGACAGACAGACGCUGCAUCCGCUGCCGAUGACUGCUGCUUCUGCGCAUCGCUGCACCGGAUCUUUAACUUAAUAUAUCUCAGGAUUGUGUGUGUGUGUGUGUGAGGAAAGUUUAUUUUUCCUUCACUCGCCAACGUUGUUUCCUACACCGGUGGACCCUAAUUUACCUUUUUAAAAUUGUAUUUUUGUGGGAUAUUUCUAACAAGAUGCCUGCAGAUAUGAUGGAAAAAACAUCCUCCUCCCCGGUGGCUGCAACCCCGGCGAGCAUGAAUACAACGCCAGAUAAACCCAAGACAGCCUCUGAGCACAGAAAGUCAUCCAAGCCGAUCAUGGAGAAGAGGAGACGAGCCAGAAUCAAUGAGAGCCUGGGGCAACUCAAAACUCUCAUCCUGGAUGCGCUGAAAAAAGAUAGCUCCAGACACUCCAAACUGGAGAAGGCGGACAUCCUGGAGAUGACCGUGAAGCAUCUCCGGAACCUGCAGAGGGCUCAGAUGACCGCCGUCCUGAACACCGACCCGACAGUUUUGGGAAAAUACCGAGCUGGUUUCAGCGAGUGCAUGAAUGAAGUCACGCGAUUCCUGUCUACCUGCGAAGGUGUUAACACGGAGGUCAGGACGCGGCUCCUCGGACACUUGGCCAACUGUAUGACGCAGAUCAACGCCAUGAACUACCCCAGCCAACACCAGCACCAGCUCACCUCCACGGCGGGUCCGACGCACCCCUCCUUCGGCCAGUCCAUGGUGCAAAUCCCCAGCUCCUCCCCGCAGGUUCUGCCCAUGAAUGCGGUGUCUUGUAAAGGGAGCUCCUCUCCGGCCAGCUUGCCUUCAGACGCCACCAAAGUGUACGGCGGUUUCCAAAUCGUGCCUGCCACAGACGGACAGUUUGCUUUCCUCAUACCGAAUGCGGCUUUUGCGCCAAACGGCCCCGUUAUCCCCGUGUACCCAAACAGUGUCAGCACGCCGGUGCCCGUGCCUGCUGCCGUUUCUCCCGGAGCCCCGUCAGGCAACACGGACUCAGUGUGGCGGCCCUGGUGAGAGGGGCGGAUUUUAAAGACGCUUAAUAGUUUCCUCCUUGUUCAAUAUUAGAAAACGUUGCUUUGAAUCUUCUUUUUUUCUUAUUCUUGCAAAUGGAAAGAGUAUGCACUAUAUUUGUACAGCUACCAAGGGAGUAAAGUUCAUAUUGAAAUGAGAUUCGUAAUGUGGAAGUCCGUUCACUGCAUUUUUUUAUAAAUAUAUUGUUUGAUUGUUUUUUUGUUUGUUUUUUAACUGUGUGAUGCCAAAGAUAUGUUCAAUGCUCUUAUAUGCUGUUCUUCAUUUUGGAAGACAAAUAAAUUUGUAAUGAUAUUAAAACCAGA
Molecule: messenger RNA, 1363 nt
Organism: Thalassophryne amazonica
Lineage: Eukaryota; Metazoa; Chordata; Actinopteri; Batrachoidiformes; Batrachoididae
Product: transcription factor HES-1-B-like
Exons: 4
Coding region: 216-1043 (275 amino acids)
Biological process (GO): anterior/posterior pattern specification; Notch signaling pathway; regulation of transcription by RNA polymerase II
Cellular component (GO): nucleus
Molecular function (GO): protein dimerization activity; DNA-binding transcription factor activity, RNA polymerase II-specific; RNA polymerase II cis-regulatory region sequence-specific DNA binding
Source: RefSeq, a predicted model, not a curated record